GUUGAAAGAUCCUACGAAUUUUGCUCUUCAGUUGUGUAUUUAAUAAAGAGCAGUAUAAGUCAUAAGUUCCAAUCGAUAAUAUAAAUAGUUUCUUUUUGGUCAAUUUAUAUCAUAAGAUAUAGAAAAAGAGUUAUCAACUUUGGACAUUUUUAAGUAAUUUAUAUUUCAACUAUUGGUUGUUGAGUUAUAUUUGCUUCGUUCACGAUAACAUAUGUACAAACUGAAGUUUGCUACACACUACAUACACAACCACUAAUAGAGUGUUAGCAACGUGAGUUCCUUUCAUGUGUCUUUAACCAAGCCACGUCAAAAUAUUUCUUUAAUAAAAUGGAGGAAAUCGAGUCUAUGACAAGAUAUGUCUCUCCCAUAAAUCCUGCAGUUUUCCCUGUUUUAGCAGUGGUUUUAUUAGGAAUUGGAAUAUUUUUUACAGCAUGGUUCUUCGUGUAUGAAGUUACCAGUACAAAAUUUACGAGGGAUAUGUUCAAAGAGUUGUUAAUAUCGUUAGUGGCAGCAUUAUUUUCUGGAUUUGGUGUAUUGUUUUUACUUCUUUGGGUCGGCAUAUAUGUAUAGAUUGAUCUUGUGAGUUUGAAAAUUAAUUUUUAAGACAAAUAUGUAAUAGCAUUUAAAUAAAUUACUUAACAAUUCGUCAUCGUAAGAAUAAAAACAAUGUAUUUUUACUAAAAUGUGCAAUGCAGUGAUUAAUUUAUACAUUUAUCACACAGUACAUAAGCAUUUGUAUGUCUUAAUAUCUAAAAUUGCUAUUCGAGGUACAUAAUUCUAUUAUAAUAUAAAAACAAAUCAAUUUAAAAGUAUAGAUUUUUUACAGUUGUUCUGAGUAUAUUGUAUUUAGAAAUAUAAUUUCGUUAAACAA
This is a messenger RNA of Nomia melanderi (Alkali bee), 871 nucleotides long. RefSeq names its product oligosaccharyltransferase subunit 5 kud (gene kud). Gene Ontology annotation, cellular component: oligosaccharyltransferase complex. Lineage: Eukaryota; Metazoa; Arthropoda; Insecta; Hymenoptera; Halictidae. The record is from RefSeq and is a predicted model, not a curated record.